This is a messenger RNA of Ogataea haglerorum, 794 nucleotides long. RefSeq lists its product as uncharacterized. The record is from RefSeq and is a predicted model, not a curated record. Gene Ontology annotation, molecular function: ribonucleoside triphosphate phosphatase activity; nucleoside triphosphate diphosphatase activity. Gene Ontology annotation, biological process: nucleoside triphosphate metabolic process. The annotation marks the transcript as partial. The transcript has a single exon. Lineage: Eukaryota; Fungi; Ascomycota; Pichiomycetes; Pichiales; Pichiaceae.
AUGAUCAUUGUUUCUGACCACGGCAUGGCGCCUACUUCGGACGAGCGUCUUAUUUAUCUGGACGAUUUGGUGGAGCUUGAUAAAAUUGAGCAUCUCGACGGCUGGCCGCUGUAUGGGCUUCGGCCAUUUGCCAAGUUCAAUGUGGAUGAAGUGUUUAGCGAGAUCAUGGAGAAAUACCGCGCCGAUCCGCAGAACAGCCACUAUACCGUCCACAAAAAGGAGGAUAUCGAAACCCAGUUGGUCGGAGGAACAAGUCAGUACGACUCGCGGAUUGCGCCGAUCUGGAUCUUCCCAAAGAUUGGCUACGCAAUAACCACGCACAAAUUCAUGGAGAAGAACAAGCACUACGCUCCAAAAGGCGUUCACGGCUACAACAACACCGAAGUGCUGAUGAGGUCAUUGUUUGUUGCAACGGGCCCCUAUUUUGAGCACAAAAUGGGCUCGUCGUACAAGCUGUUGCCGUUCGAGAACACCGAGGUGUACAACAUUGUGUGCGAAUCGCUGAACUUGUCGCCUGCUCCAAACAACGGCAGUCUGCCCUCAGUGCUGUCCACGGGCCGCGCUCUGCCCGACAUGUGGAGAGACAGCAGGAAAUAUCCGGACACGGACUUUGACGUGGAGUGGGUCUACGAAACAGCGACCGUGGACCUUCUCUGGGGCGAGAGCCGCGCUGAGCCCGAUCUGAAGGAGGAAGAGGGGGAGGAGGAGCAGGAGGAAGAGAAGGAGAAGGAGAAGGAGAAGGAGAAGGAGAAGGAGAAGGAGAAGGAGAAGGAGAAGGAGAAGGAGAAGGAGAA